GUUAGUUGUUAGCUGCUAGCUGUUAGUUGUUAGCUGCUAACUGCUAACUGUUAGUUGUUAGCUGUUAGCCGUUAGCUGCUAGCUGUUAGUUGUUAGCUGCUAACUGUUAGCUGGUAGCUCCUAGCUGGUAGCUGCUAGCUGGUUGCCGUUAGCUGUUAGCUGCUAGCUGUUAGCUGCUAGCUGGUGUCAUGGCGACGGGAGGCGGAGCGGCUGCUUCUCACGUUGGAGAUGUUGAAGAAGACGCUUCACAGCUGCAGUUUCCUAAAGAGUUUGAGAACUCGGAGACUCUGCUGAACUCGGAGGUCCACAUGCUGCUGGAGCACCGCAAGCAGCAGAACGAGAGCGCCGAGGACGAGCAGGAGCUCUCUGAGGUCUUCAUGAAGACGCUGAACUACACGGCCCGCUUCAGCCGCUUCAAGAACCGGGAGACCAUCACGGCCGUACGCAGUCUCCUGCUGCAGAAGAAGCUCCACAAGUUUGAGUUGGCCAGUUUAGCCAAUCUGUGUCCUGAAGCUGCCGAAGAGGCCAAAGCCCUGAUCCCCAGUCUGGAGGGUCGGUUUGAGGACGAGGAGCUGCAGCAGAUCCUGGACGACAUCCAGACCAAGAGGAGCUUCCAGUACUGAGACCAGUACUGAGACCAGGUCCAGCCCCCCUCCCCCCUUUUGAUAUUAUUACUUUGUAGGACUGAACUGAUUGAUCGUGGUCAUGUGAUCCGAUGACAUCACUUUGACGUCUUUCUGCGUCUCAAUAAACUUUACU
Molecule: messenger RNA, 759 nt
Organism: Anoplopoma fimbria (sablefish)
Lineage: Eukaryota; Metazoa; Chordata; Actinopteri; Perciformes; Anoplopomatidae
Gene: polr2d
Product: RNA polymerase II subunit D
Exons: 4
Coding region: 189-623 (144 amino acids)
Biological process (GO): positive regulation of translational initiation; transcription initiation at RNA polymerase II promoter; mRNA export from nucleus in response to heat stress
Cellular component (GO): P-body; RNA polymerase II, core complex
Molecular function (GO): translation initiation factor binding; nucleotide binding
Source: RefSeq, a predicted model, not a curated record